Molecule: messenger RNA, 4314 nt
Organism: Procambarus clarkii (red swamp crayfish)
Lineage: Eukaryota; Metazoa; Arthropoda; Malacostraca; Decapoda; Cambaridae
Product: death-associated protein 1 homolog
Biological process (GO): cellular response to amino acid starvation; apoptotic signaling pathway; negative regulation of autophagy
Molecular function (GO): death domain binding
Source: RefSeq, a predicted model, not a curated record
GUGUGUUGGACCGCGGGGCGGCGCCACACGCGGCCAGCCAGGUGUCAGCUGCUCCUGCCACACUUGCGACGCAGAUAACCCACUCCAGCAGGUACCCGCUCUUCCACACCAUGUCAUCCACCGAGGAAAUUGAAGUUAAAGCUGGACAUCCUCCUGCGAUGAAGGUAGGUGGGGUACGCAUUCCUCAGCGAAGGAGGAGUGCAGAAGAGAAGGAAGGAACCCCACCUAAACCAAGAAAGGAUAGUGAAAAUGAUGAGGAGGAUGAUGAAGAGCAACUUGUGGCAAAGAGCCCUCCAAGAGCUCCAAUAGUGGUGUCAGGUGUAGUUGGCAAAGUGGAUAGAGACUUUCCCACAGCAGCAGUAAAGCACACACAUGAGAAGCCAGUACCCACUCAUGAAGUACGUACUGCCCAUAAUACAAAGCCACCAGUCAUUCAGCAACCCAGGAAGUAGAGAAGAAAUAUUAAAUGUCCAUAUGCCAUUCAGGAUGUUAGCCGUCUCAUCUCCUAACUGCCUGUGACCAGGAUACAAGUAUUGGGGCUAUGUAUUAUAGCCAAUAAGGACCAAAAUAUUUGAGUGAUAGUAUUUGUGCAGAUAUUGAUAAAUAGUUGGAUAAAAAAGAAUGAGUAUUCUUUGAUAACUUACAGUUUGUAGUUCGACCUUAACACAACUCGCUCAAAUAUUCAGGGUAAGAUUGCCAGGUACUCACUGUUAAUGUUGGUAGUGAUGGAAUAAAUAGGAAUCUUUUGUUUCCAGUGUAACACUGAGAAGGAUUAUUCGGAAGUGAUCACCCAAUUACUUUUGUAGGUGUGUGUGUACUUUUACAGUUGUUAAGGCUACUGUGCUUAAUAUUACAGUAAAUGAUGUGACUUUAAUGUAGUACAAAUACACUAUGGUUGCGUGAUAAUUAAAAGGGGUAAUCUAUACUAGCAGACUAUCAUUAAUAAUUAGCUUAUAUUGUUUAAAAAGCUGUUAAAUCAAUGGUGCACAGUUAUAUAUGGUGCACAUCCUAGCAAUAUUGAAUUCAACUGUAGCCACAUUGGAGUGCUACUGAUAUUUAAAUAUCAAUGGGUGACUUAAUCAUUGACUUGGAUACUAGCAAGAUAUUUCAUAUAUAAAAUAAGAGCUUGGCAUAUUGUUGCCAAGAAUAAAUAACAUAAAGCAGUAUGGUAAGUUGCAGAGAUUUUUCAUUUUGAACAAUGGUUUCCAGUAUUGUGAACAGGCAGCCCAUUAGUUUAUUGAGGUCUCCUAAUGUUUAUGACUGAUCUUUCCCAGGAUGCUACCCAUAAGUUACCAAAUUCCUAGGUUCUGAUUUAUUGCCAGGUGAACAGAGGCAUCAAGUGUAAUGGAAAUUGCAAAAACAUCUCAUCCAUCAUAAUACAGUACAGUAAUUGAAUCCAGGACCAUUGGUUGUGAGCAGAAUUUGCUACAGGGCACCUUAAUUAUGAUCUAAUUCUUACCAUAUUGGACACGCAUGAUAAUUGCAUAAAAUCUUUAUUCCAGCAUCAUUACAACAAUGAAACUAAAAUUUAGUUUACUGUGGUUGUGGAAAAAAGAAUAUACAGUACUGUAAUAGUUGUUUGGGACAGCUAUGAUAGGUACUAGAUGCCCCCUUAGUUGGUCAUUCAUCACAAACCUUUUGCAUAUAAUUGUACUGCCACUUUCCUAUAUUUGGGUCAAAUAUAGUGCUUGAAAAGCUUUAGAAGUUAAACUUCAUUGUAGUUAGUAUUUUGAUACAGACCAAACAACUCGAGGAGAAAUUUCAGUCGUUCUAUUCAGCUAUUUGUAGUUAAGGUUUACAUUUAUUUCCAAAUACAAAUGCUUGAUAUUUUCCUCAUGAUGUAGUGAUGCAGGUUGAGUUUCAUUGCAUUUGUAAGACCCCAGCUAUAUUUACACAUUAAAAUACAUAAAUUAAGAACUUUUAUGUAAAAAUGGUGCAAAUAUGUUUUUGUUGGGUAUUUUUUCUCUUGGGUAGGGUGAAGGGGGAAAAUCUUUGUGGGGUUAGUUAGUUUUUUGUUUGUUUAUAUUUAAUCUAUAAAUGGCCUUUGUAUAUAAAACUUAUAUUAAGCUUGAAACUAUAAGUAAUGGGUAACUUGCAGCCAAUAAUUAUACAGUAUAAAGAUUUGUCAUACUAUUUUAUAUAACUUAUUAUUUCACUGAGAAGUUUAUACAGUACACAGCCAUGAAGACUUUGAUGUCACAGUGUGGGAAGUCAUAAGCUACAUUACUGUCAUCAGUUCUUGUCUAGUUUAACACUUUUAUAUAAUUUUACUUGACAGGAAAAAUGGUAAUUUGUAAUGGAAAUAAAAUUUGUCUUUAAAGAUGAGAAGGUGGUGUUCAGGGAGCUUGUUUGAAUCAACAUGGAACUCAGGAGCUAUAAUUGUCUUUGCUUCUAAUUACUGUAAAGUUUCUUGGUUGUGUGAAGAAAUUAUAUAUUGACCUUUAUAUAUUGGUGCUUCUCCUUUUUGUUAAAUUAUUCCACUGUAUGGGAUUAAGUACACAGUUCAAAUAUAGUAUUCAGAAUGUCUUUAUCAGUGAAAAGGAAAAUUAAAUUAGGAUCGUUCCAUUAUGUUGUACAGCUAAGUACACAGUUCAAACUUUAAAUAGACUUGUGUAAACAAUGAUUAUCCAUUUCACGGUCUUCUUUAUUAUGUCAUUUUAUGAAAGAACAGCGAUCAUUCAUUUCAUAAUUGAGAGCCCUCCAUCUAUCCAGUGAACUGGAUAUAACAUGUGCUAUAAAUUGGUUGUCAUUAUCUAUGAAUUAUAUUUCUUAGAUUUAGGUAAGGUAAAUUUUAUUGGAAGUUUAUUAUACGUAUUGGCCAUCCUGCUUUUUGACCAAACCUGUACCAAAUACUGAAAAAAAAAAGUUUGGCAUUGUGGAUGUAUCCUCAUGUUCCCUCAAUAAUACUGAAAAUGCACUACAAUAUAGGUGUAAUAUAUGUAAAAGAAAAAAAUUACGGGCACGUACUUUGACCUCAAGAUGACUUCGGUGGGUGGAUGCCAGGCUAGUUUGAUGAAAUAUGAUACCCCCAAUCAGUAUGACAUUUUCCAAAGUAGAUAUGGUGCAGUGGACGGCUCAGUCCCUGCCCUUCCCCUUCUCGUCUUCAGAUGACAAAGCAGUCCCUGCUUUCCACCUGCAGAUUGGUGGAUUUUGGGGAUGGGUAAGUUUAUUGGCCUCUCACAGCCCAGAGAUGGGGAGGAUGUUGGACCAGAAAUGUAACUGUUGUACAUAUAAUAUCUACAACCUUUUAGACCAACCAGGCAGAUAUGUACUGGAACACAGUAUCAAGCGGCUAUAUAUAUAUAUAUACACAUGUAUGUUUGUGUAUAUAUAUAUAUAUAUAUAAAUAUAUAUAUAUAAUAUAUACAUUAAAUUAUUGGCAAGUAAUUUGAGGUGAAGCCAAUACCAGGACCAGCACAAGGCAAAGGCUGGGGUGACAAGAUUAACAAGUCCUUGUUGCUCCAAGGCAAAAUGUUCUUUGCCAAGUUGGAGGCAUAUUUAUGAAGGCUCUGGAGCUUGACUAAUAUUAACAUCUCUAAGGAUGCUUUGGGAAUGGUAAACCAAGUUGGAUUGCUGUGCCAGUCCAACUUAGGCACUGUGGCAUAUGCUGAUCCUUUGCUCCUAAUUGUGGUGUAGGUAUAGAACAGUUGUGGUAUUGGGCAGGUCAUUAGAGACGAAUGUAGUUGGACUGUUUGAACAGAAGUCAGAAAAUGGGAUGGCCACUUCACUGUAAGUAAGUAGUGUGCAAUUUAACUAGUCUAGCUUUUGGUGUAGCUAGUCAUUUCAGUUCUGCAGAUGAAUUUUUAAGGCAUAAAAUGCCUUAAACAUUCCUUGCCUUGCUACUAAAUUCAUCUAUUGUGGUUUUUUUGUUGCUUGUAGUAUUUUUAAAAAGUUCUUAUAUUUCUAUUAGAUUUGCAUUCUUUAAUGACCAUUUUUAUUUGUCAAAAUACUGUGGCCAUUUUUCUAAUAUAUUUAAAAAAUAUUUUUUUCAAUGUAUGAUAUUCAUUAUGGUUUAAAUAUACAGUGAUUGUGUGCUUAUUAACUAUGUGUUGUGAGUUCUGGAGCUUACGUUUUCUGUUUUUUAUAGCAAUAUACAAUCUAUUUGAUGUGUACAGUAUCACAACCUUUGUCAAGUAUGGGGUAUAAAAUUAAUUUUAUUUGUCUAACCUUACUGUUCAAGGUUGAUACUGUAUUAUGGAUGUGCUCGGUACUAAAUUGUUUUGGAAAAUUUUUAAGCAACAUCAUGUUUAAUAAAAAAGCAACUGAUAUGAUGUUCUUUUGCCUGUUGGUUUGAGUAAAAAUCUGCAAAUAUGA